Messenger RNA from Podarcis raffonei (Aeolian wall lizard), 2448 nucleotides. RefSeq names its product ATP binding cassette subfamily D member 2 (gene ABCD2). Gene Ontology annotation, biological process: very long-chain fatty acid catabolic process; long-chain fatty acid import into peroxisome; peroxisome organization. Gene Ontology annotation, cellular component: peroxisomal membrane. NCBI's taxonomy places the organism in Eukaryota, Metazoa, Chordata, Lepidosauria, Squamata, Lacertidae. The transcript is spliced from 10 exons. The coding region runs from base 212 to 2434 and encodes 740 amino acids. Gene Ontology annotation, molecular function: ATP hydrolysis activity; ABC-type transporter activity; ATP binding. The record is from RefSeq and is a predicted model, not a curated record.
UGAUUCGCCGGUGGUGGCAGGGAAAAAGGCUCGGCUGCCGGCGGACCCGGAGUCAUUCCGCCUGGGUCGCGGGCGCGAUCGGCGGCGCGGGGGGAAGGGGGCCACGUGAAGAUGGGUCUCCCCAGGCCUGGAUGAGCGGCUGCCGUCCCUGCGCCCCUCCCUCUGGGCGGGUGGAAUAGAUAAGCCAGGCGGGAGGAGGAUCCCCGGGAAAAUGCCCCCCGGGCGCGAGAAAUGGAGCCGCUCGGGCGCCGCGAAGAGGGCGGCGUGCUUGCUGGCUGCGGUGUACGGGCUGAAGAUCCUGUGCCCGCUGGUCCGCAGGCGGCUCCGGCAGGCGGGCUGCAAGAAGGACCCGCAGCAGAGGCAGAGCCGGGCUGACGGCGCGGAUCUUCCUCCGGAGCUGCAGCUGCUGCCUUGCCCGGGUCUCCCCGCCGCCGGCCGAGCGUCUCCGGCGGCCAAUGCGGAAUUUUUCCGCCAGCUGCUGGCGCUGCGCAAGAUCCUCUUCCCGCGGGCGGUGAGCGCGGAGAGCGGCUGGCUGUGCCUGCACUCGGCGGCGCUGGUGUCGCGGACCUUCCUCUCCAUCUACGUGGCCGGCCUGGACGGCAAGAUCGUCAAGAGCAUCGUGGAGAAGCGGCCGCGCAGCUUCGCCUGGAAGCUGAUCAAGUGGCUGGCCAUCGCCAUCCCGGCCACCUUCGUCAACAGCGCCAUCCGCUACCUGGAGGGCAAGCUGGCGCUGGCUUUCCGCACCCGCCUGGUGGAUCACGCCUACCAGACCUACUUCGCCGACCAGACCUACUACAAGGUGAUCAACAUGGACAGCCGGCUGGCCAACCCGGACCAGUCGCUCACCGAGGACAUGGCCAUGUUCUCGCAGUCGGUGGCGCACCUCUACUCCAACCUGACCAAGCCCAUCCUCGACGUGGUGCUCACCUCCUACACCCUCAUCCAGACGGCCAGGUCUAGGGGGGCCAGCCCCAUCGGGCCCACGCUCCUGGCCGGGCUGGUGGUCUACGCCACCGCCAAGGUGCUCAAAGCCUGCUCGCCCAGGUUUGGCAAGCUGGUGGCCGAGGAGGCCCAGCGCAAGGGCUACCUGCGCUACGUCCACUCUCGGAUCAUCGCCAACGUGGAGGAGAUAGCCUUCUACAGGGGCCACAAGGUAGAAAUGAACCAGCUACAGAAAAGCUACAAAGCUCUAGCAGACCAAAUGAACCUCAUUUUGUCCAAACGCUUAUGGUACAUCAUGCUGGAGCAGUUCCUGAUGAAGUAUGUCUGGAGCAGCAGCGGCUUGAUUAUGGUGGCCGUACCCAUCAUCACUGCGACGGGAUUUGCUGAUGGCGAAUUAGAAGAUGGUCAGAAACAAGCGAUGGUCAGCGAGAGGACAGAAACCUUCACCACUUCAAGAAAUUUACUGGCCUCUGGAGCAGAUGCCAUUGAAAGGAUUAUGUCUUCUUACAAAGAGGUCACAGAGUUAGCAGGCUACACAGCUCGUGUGUACAACAUGUUUUCAGUCUUUGAUGAAGUGAAGAGGGGCAUUUACAAAAGGACAGCUGUUUCUCAAGAAUGUGAAAGCAACAAUAAGAAAAGAGAUAAAACAGAGCAACAUAUAGACGGCCCAUUGGAAAUCAAGGGAAGAGUAAUAGAUGUUGAUCAUGGAAUUAUCUGUGAAAACGUUCCUAUCAUUACCCCGAAUGGCGACGUGGUGGCGUCAAGGCUAAACUUCAAAGUGGAAGAAGGUAUGCAUCUUCUAAUCACUGGACCUAAUGGUUGUGGGAAGAGUUCUCUCUUCAGGAUUCUAAGUGGUUUGUGGCCUGUCUAUGAAGGAGUUCUUUACAAACCACCUCCUCAGCAUAUGUUCUACAUUCCUCAGAGACCUUACAUGUCCAUUGGAACGCUGCGGGAUCAAGUGAUCUAUCCUGACUCUGUGGACGACAUGCGCGAGAAGGGCUACCAAGACCAGGAUCUGGAAUGCAUCCUGCAGAUAGUUCAUUUGAAUCACAUAGUGCAAAGAGAAGGAGGGUGGGACGCUGUUACAGACUGGAAGGAUGUCCUGUCCGGAGGAGAAAAGCAGAGAAUGGGGAUGGCUCGGAUGUUCUACCACAAGCCCAAAUAUGCGUUGCUGGAUGAGUGUACAAGUGCUGUCAGCAUUGACGUCGAAGGAAAGAUAUUUCAGGCUGCUAAGGGGGCUGGCAUAUCCCUGCUUUCUAUAACACACAGACCAUCUCUUUGGAAGUACCAUACACAUUUGCUACAGUUUGAUGGGGAAGGACACUGGCGCUUUGAGCAGUUGGACAAUGCUAUCCGCUUAACCCUCAGUGAGGAGAAACAAAGACUAGAAUCCCAGCUUGCAGGAAUGCCAAAAAUGCAGCAGAGACUGAACGAACUUUGCAAAAUCUUAGGGGAAGAUUCCGUGCUUAAAACAAUGGACAAAGAAGAAUAAAUGUUUUUAGUUCA